AUGACAAAAUACUCUGCAAUUAACACCGACGAUGAGAUCUCACCUCAAGCCUCAAACAGCAAUGAAAUCGCGUUAGAGUCAAAUGACCAAACCCCCCUUCUCGCAAGUCAUAUUCCCAUUGAAAAUGACUCUCUAACUAGUGUUGGAAAUGCUAGUUCCUUUUCUUGUGCGGUUAACCUUGCUAAUACUAUUCUAGGCACCGGCAUGUUGGCAAUGCCAGCUGCUAUAGCUUCUGCUGGUCUUAUAGCAGGCAGUAUGAUGAUUCUCUAUGCCGCUUUCACUUCCGCCCUUGGGUUGUUUUUCCUAUCACGUUCUGCGGCUCGUACCAAAGGGCGUAAUUCUUCAUUUUUUGCCGUAUCAAAAUUAACCUAUCCUAAGGCUGCUUUAUUCUUCGACCUCGCAAUUGCUAUAAAAUGCUUUGGUGUCUCUAUUUCAUAUCUUAUUAUUAUUGGCGAUCUGAUGCCUCAAGUAGUGAUUGCAAUUUGUGGAAGUGGUUAUAUCGAUUCAAAUUCUUUAUUCUUGGAUCGAAGAUUUUGGAUAACUGUGUCCAUGAUUGUAGUCGUACCUUUAUCAUUCCUGAAAAGAUUGGACUCUUUAAGACAUACGAGUUUUAUUGCUUUAAUAGCUGUGGUCUACUUGGUGUUUAUUGUCAUUUACCAUUAUUUCGGCCCUGAUUUUGAAGCUCCUCCCAAGGACAAAAUCCAUUUGAUCAAUCUUUCGGGAAAAUUUUUAACUAAUCUACCAAUUUUCGUAUUCUCUUUUACUUGUCACCAAAAUACUUUUUCAAUAUAUAAUGAAUUGAAAGACAACGCUCAAACUAAUGUUAAUUCGGUAAUAUUUACUUCCAUCGGUGUUUCUGCUCUCAUUUAUCAAGUUAUUGGAAUAUUAGGUUAUUUGAGUUUUGGAGAUGACGUUUGGCCUAAUAUCAUCGCAAUGUACCACGCAAGUACCAUCAUUACCAUUGGUCGAAUAGCAAUUGUUAUUUUAGUAAUUUUCUCCUAUCCAUUGCAAUGCCAUCCCGCUCGUGCUUGCUUAGAAAAAGCAAUCUUUUCAUUACAAUCAAUUUCUUCAAAAUCCCCACAUGUACAUACAUUUUCAGAAGUUAGAUAUAUAUUCUUGACUGUUGCACUCCUGAUAAGUAGCUAUACUAUAGCUAUACUAGUUUCAAAAUUAGAUUUGGUACUUGCUUUUGUCGGAUCAACGGGUUCAACUGCCGUUUCGUUCAUUCUUCCCGGCAUCUUUUAUUACAAAUUUCAUGAAGAUACCUCAUGGAACUACAGAAAAAUACUUUCAGUGUUUCUAGUAGUCUACGGAUGUUUAGUAAUGGGCGUAUGUUUGACAAUGAAUAUACUACGUGUUAUAUACAGAUAUUAG
Cetraspora pellucida is the source of this 1374-nucleotide messenger RNA. The record is from the annotation of a GenBank genome assembly. NCBI's taxonomy places the organism in Eukaryota, Fungi, Glomeromycota, Glomeromycetes, Diversisporales, Gigasporaceae.